Molecule: messenger RNA, 1275 nt
Organism: Salvia splendens (bonfire salvia)
Lineage: Eukaryota; Viridiplantae; Streptophyta; Magnoliopsida; Lamiales; Lamiaceae
Product: probable WRKY transcription factor 7
Exons: 3
Coding region: 74-1009 (311 amino acids)
Biological process (GO): regulation of DNA-templated transcription
Molecular function (GO): sequence-specific DNA binding; DNA-binding transcription factor activity
Source: RefSeq, a predicted model, not a curated record
ACUCUCUCUCUUCUCUGAGAAUUCCGUCAACUAUAAUCUGCUUGUUUCUUUUCUUCUUUCUCUCUCUAGAAAAAUGGCAGUAGAAUUGAUGCCGGGCUACAAUUUCUCAGCCAAAACGGAAGCGAAUGCCGCUCAAGAAGCCGCCGCCGCCGGUCUCCAGAGCGUCGAGAAGCUAAUCAGACUACUCUCCCACUCCCACCAAAAAAGCCCCUCCGCCGACUACCGCGUCGCCGCCGAUGUCGCCGUCGAUAAAUUCAAGAAAUUCAUCUCCCUCCUCGACCGGACCCGGACCGGCCACGCCCGCUUCCGCCGCGGCCCGAUUCCAAACCCCCAAAAUCCGAAACCAAAAAUCGAACCGGUAACCGAACCGGCCGGUCCGACCGUGAGAGCCGAGGAAAAAGAACCGGGUUCGAAGAUUUACCACCCGACGCCGAUCCAGCGGCUGCCGCACCUUCACCACCACCAGCUGAUCCGGAACGGAUCCCUCGAGAGGAAGGAGUCGACGACGACGAUCAAUUUCUCUUCGCCGGCGAACUCGUUCCUCUCGUCGGUGACCAGCGACAGCGAGUCGAGGUUCCAGAUCACGAACCUCUCCCAGGUGUCAUCGGCCGGGCGGCCGAUGGCGUCGACGUCGUCGUUCAAGCGGAAGUGCAGCUCCAUGGACGAGUCCAGCGCCAAAUGCGGCGGCUCGUCGUCGGGCAGCCGCUGCCGCUGCCCGAAGAAAAGAAAAUCAAGAUUGAAGAAGGUAGUGAGAGUUGCAGCUAUAAGCAUGAAGAUGGCCGAUAUUCCACCUGAUGAUUACUCUUGGAGAAAAUACGGUCAAAAGCCCAUCAAAGGCUCUCCUCACCCUAGGGGAUAUUACAAGUGUAGUAGUUUAAAAGGGUGCCCAGCCCGAAAGCACGUGGAGCGGGCCUUGGACGACCCGACAAUGCUAAUAGUAACAUAUGAAGGAGAUCACAAUCACGCCUAUUCCAAUACGGAGGCGCCCGUUCUCGAAUCCUCCUCUUGAUCGACGGUCAGGAACUCGCCGCAAGUUUUGAUCUCCGCCGUCUGGAUAAAAAAGGAGAGAGAAUCGAUGUUGGUCAACGAUGGCCGGAAAAAAGACAAGCAUUGGCCCCAUUUUGGUUUUAUUUACUACUGCCACUCUCUCUCUUGCUUUUUUAGUGUAUGAAAUGAAAUGAAAUGAAAUUAGUGAGGAGAAGAAAUUGUGGACUUUGGGUGAUUAAAUUUAAUCAUGAUGGAUAUUUUGGUCAAAUAUACAUUGUUUAUUAUUUA